Symbiodinium sp. CCMP2592 is the source of this 465-nucleotide messenger RNA. NCBI's taxonomy places the organism in Eukaryota, Dinophyceae, Suessiales, Symbiodiniaceae. The record is from the annotation of a GenBank genome assembly.
AUGCCUGCAUCAUCGGAAGUGUUGGGUUUGCUGGCGGCUUCGGAGGAAAGGCAGGUUCAGGUGGAUGUGUUGCUGCCCGACUUGCACCCGGAUGUGACGGACGAGACUUGGGCGGAGCUCUCGGUUCCGGCACACCCUCUGAUUGCUCAACAUCAAUCACUGCCGACUUUGGCGGCUUUGAAGGCAUGCUUUUCACAGGAGGUGCUGGCCUUGCUUUUGCUGUUGCCCAAACUUGUGCUGAUGCCCGUGCUUUUGCUGGUGCCUCUGCUUUUGCUGGUGCCCCUGCUUUUGCUGCUCCUCUUGGUUUUGCCGGUGCUCCAGCUUUUGGUCCUGCCCCUGCCCCUGCUUUUGAUGCUGUUGCCCCGGCCUUUGUUUUUUUUGCUGGUGAUGCUUUUGAAGGAUCAUUCCAAUCUUGGGGAGGCCACGCUGGAGCUGGCACUGGUGGCCUGGCAAAAGCCGGAGUAG